Messenger RNA from Lepus europaeus (European hare), 681 nucleotides. It is a transcript of the gene EFCAB9, whose product is annotated as EF-hand calcium binding domain 9. Gene Ontology annotation, cellular component: cytoplasm; sperm principal piece. The coding region runs from base 1 to 681 and encodes 226 amino acids. The transcript has 4 exons. Gene Ontology annotation, biological process: sperm capacitation; flagellated sperm motility. Gene Ontology annotation, molecular function: calcium ion sensor activity. The record is from RefSeq and is a predicted model, not a curated record. NCBI's taxonomy places the organism in Eukaryota, Metazoa, Chordata, Mammalia, Lagomorpha, Leporidae.
AUGAAACUGAGGCAAGGCUCGUUCCUGUGGUACCUGUACCUGGACAAGAUCUACUGCCUGCUGUCCGUGCGGAACGUGAAAGCCUUGGUGGAGUACUUCCACCUUCUCGACGCGCACCACAACAACACCCUCAACGAUGUGUUGUUCUACCACUUCCUCAAACACGUGACCAACUUGAGAGGGACACAGAUCAAGAUCGUGUUUGACAUGCUGGACUGGAAUGCAGUGGGCGAGAUUGGCUUUGACCAGUUCUACGUGUUGGUCUGCAUCCUGCUGUCACACCAGAACCAUCUGGAAGAGCAGUUUAUGUACCGCCACUCCCGGCCUGUUUUUGAUCUGCUUGAUCUGGACGGCGAGCUCAGAAUUGCUGCCAGCAACUUCCACACGUAUAGAUUUCUCUUCAAUAUUAAGAAACAGGAACUCAAAGAGCUCUUUCAUGAUUUUGACAUCACAGGGGACCGUCGUCUUAAUUACAAGGAAUUUAAGCUAUAUACUAUCUUCUCCAUUGACAAGUCCCAGGAAAGGCAGAAGGCAGAGAGAGAGAAAGAGAAUGAAAAACAGAAGGAGAGAGAGAAGGAGAAAGGGAAAGAGAAAUGGAAAUCUCUGCUCCUAAGGAGAAUGUCACGGAAAGUGGGUGUGAGCCCAGAGAGCCACCUGGAAAAAAUGAGAAUUGAAAUAUAG